Molecule: messenger RNA, 2422 nt
Organism: Lingula anatina
Lineage: Eukaryota; Metazoa; Brachiopoda; Lingulata; Lingulida; Lingulidae
Product: maltase 1
Biological process (GO): carbohydrate metabolic process
Source: RefSeq, a predicted model, not a curated record
ACCGCAGGUCGGGCCAGAGAGAUAAGGGAAUUAUUUAGCACAGUGCGAGUAAACAAAUAUAUCGUUCUGUAAACGGACUUUGGUUCCCACUUUUAGAAUGAUCAAUUCAAUCAAUGUGUGUCAAAUCUCACGAAUAACAUCUCUGGUUGCUGCGGCGUGGUCAUCAAAAUGUCCGUGCGACAGCGUCAAGCCCCUACCGUCACCUCCGAAGUGUGCACGGACCAAGUGCCCGAAUGGAAGCCCGCUCCUCGAUGGAAAAAGUCGCAACCGCUGUCCGCGGAAAUCUGGGAGUACGUCUCGUUCAUUUCGCAGUCUGUGCUUGUGACAAUACUUCUAGGUGUAAUUUUGGUCAUUCCACGGUAUUUCGUGGUGACUUUUUUUCCUGUCGCAACCGAGCCAACACUAGAAUGGUGGCAGACUUCCAUAAUCUAUCAGGUGGAGCCCAGGCUUUUCCAGGACAGUGAUGGAGACGGAGUCGGGGACUUGAAAGGUUUGACUGACCGGCUGGACUAUUUCGACUACAUCCGUGUUAAUGCCAUCCUUCUGGGUCCUGUGUAUGAACACAGUGGCAGCGGUGUGACAAGUUUUACAGAGGUUGCCCCCGCGCUAGGCACACAUCAGGACUUUAAACGUCUUAUAGAGAGUGCCCACGCCAAAGGCAAGAAAAUAAUACUGGAUUUCAUUCCAAACCACACAAGCGAUCAGCACCAGUGGUUUCAAGCGAGCAGAAAAAGCAGUCAGAAAUAUAAAGAUUUUUAUAUAUGGUCCGACGGUGUCCUACUCGAAAAUGGAAAGCGAGGCCCGCCAAGUGACUGGAAGGAUUAUUCCUGCCAUUCUGCCUGGGAGUGGGACGAAGAACGUCAACAGUUUUAUCUGCAUCAGUUUUCACGGUCACUGCCUGAUCUCAACUACCGCAACCCGGAUGUGGUGGCUGAAGUGACGGCAAGUUUGAGAUUCUGGUUAGACCAGGGAGUGGACGGAUUUAGACUCCAAGCUGUCGACAGAUUAUUCGAGCACGAAGACCUUACAGCGAAUAUAAAAAGCGAGGAUGAAAUGCAGACACCAUGUCCAAGCUGGCACCACCGUUUCCUUAGCAACAUCACCGAAUCACGGGCGGUCCUUGACCACUGGAGACAUCUGCUGGACGAAUAUGGCGAGAAAACUGGCCAAACCAAAAUACUGUUAUCGGACGCUAACUACGAGCACGCACGCAGCGUAAUGGCACUAUACAAUUCAUCCGACAUGCCCGUUAACCGCGACUUUACAAAAGUUGGGCGUUCCUGCGGUGGUCAGUGCAUCGGGCGGAUUGUGGAGAGUUGGAUGACCACUAUGCCAGUUGGCAAAUGGCCAAACUGGGUGACCAGUUACCAUGGUAACGAGAGAAUGGUAACUCGAUUGGGACGCAAUUUCGCUACUGCGAUAAAUAUGUUAGUUAUGCUCUUGCCGGGCACGCCUGUGGUGUAUUUUGGUGAUGAGUUGGGUCAGAAUAAUGCCAUUGCAGGUCCAGGAGGGAAAGAAUCCCCAAUGUUAUGGGACAUCAGCGAAAAUGCUGGAUUCACCCAGUCUAAAGAAAAAAUCGGACAUAUCCAUCCAGACAGCCAAAUGCUAAGCGUGGCAACCCAAAAGGCGGACGAUACCGGCAAAUCAGUUUUGCGGAGAUUCCGCUUUCUGGCCAAGACGCGCGAUCAGCCAUCUUUUCACCGAGGGACCUUUAAGUCACGGCUUAUCAAUAAGCACAUUUAUUCGUUCAUUCGUUCUUAUGAAAGCGAACCGAGUUACCUUGUCAUGAUCAAUUUUGGCACAGAAAAAUCGUCCAUAGAUUUCACAGAAGAAGACCUGCGGCUUCCUUCACAUGGAGUGGUCGAAGUUAACACGGGGAAUUUCGAAAAUGAUGCCUUCGCCCUAGAAACUCGUGUCGAUUUCAAAGUAAUUGAAUUGGCUCCUGCCCAGGGGUUAGUUAUACGAUUUUAUCCUGAACGACAGGACAAUUAAAAUGUAAAAAUUUACGGUACAUACAUUUGCCAGAGAAAUAUGCAUACUUUUUUCAAGUAAUGCCGUACUCUUUCACUUGCCCGAAAAAAAUAAAAUCCACGUUAAAUUGGAUACUGAGUAUCGCCUUUGGCCAUCAUAGUUCACAUAUAUAGAACGGGGGGAUAAUUGAAACAAAUCCAUCAAUCUCAAUUUUUUAUGUUGUUAGAAACUUAUUAAUUUUGAAUACGCGGAUCCCCUCUUCAAAUAAUCCUGGAUCCGCCCCUGCAGAUUAGUAAUAAGUUUGUAAUUUUUUUUUGUGAUAUUAUGGGGUAGAUUGGAAUGUGGUGGAAAUAUUUAGUCACACUUGUGGAUGAAGCCUGCAUGCAGCAUCCUUAAUAAUUUUUUUACUAUCGGAUUGUCAUCAGUUUGCAGUGUACCGCAGUAUUACAGA